AGAGAGACAUUUCCAUACUUGAUAGUUUCCUUUGAAGGCAUAGGGUGUUCAGUUGGUUACGGUUCAGCCCACCGUCUACCUGCCUACUUGGUUCCUUUCUUAUUCCAGAAACCUACAACCACCUCUCAAUCAACAAGCACACUUCUUUUUUUGAAUGUAAUAAAUUCGUUUAUCUUUCACCAAAUUUCCUCUGCUUAUGGGAUGUUCUGGACCGAUGAAAAGCGCUUAGACAGUCAUUUGGGCGUAAUUGCAGACGUCAGAAUUAUUAUUCCCUCUGUCCCAUCCGCAAUGAAGGGAACCACGGAGCAAAAAAACAAAGAAAUGAAAGGGUCAUUUACAGGUAACACCAUGAAUGGACGAAGUCAGAUGAGGUACCUCUGUACUUUUGACAACGGACUAUGUAACCACCCUUCAUGCUUCCCCUGUACCUCGAUCCUCCCCCAUGGAUCGUUGCCACGCCUCUUCUGGGAUGAGCAUGAAGUCACGCAACGGUUCCAGCUACUUCGCUUGAAUUUUGAGAAAGAACCAGGGGACUUGUUGUCACUCCUUCUACGUGCUCACUGGCUAUCGAUGAGCUGGCUGCUCCCUGUCGUGGGAUUAAAAUCAAGUUUUCCCGGCGACACUGCAAUUAAUUCGAAGAUUCGAGACACGUCAAAUCCCUUGAUUGUCCGGCUGAUAUCCUGUUCCAUCAGCUUUUAUAUUUGUCACGGAGGGUCCAGAGUAAACGGAGUCCGCCGUCGAAUUUAUAGUUUACGAGUCCCAAGAGAUGACCAAAGUGAGGCGAUACAAGCAUUCCCUGCAGUAGGAGGGUCCUGAAAGUCGAUUUUACCGGUCUGGCCAAUGUCAUAGACUCCCCCGCUGUGAAAUCCUCUGGAGCAGCCCACGAGAUACUCAGCAUAUGUGCAGAAAGCCAAGACAGCGCAGGGCCCAAUGAUAAUUCGAUAGGCGGCGAAGAGGCGAUAUUCCAAUGAGAUAUGAUGUUCCCCUGUCUCUUAACAGUUGCCACUUAUUAAACAUAGCCAAUCAAGCGGGGUAAUAAUCUAGUCUAUUAUCGAGUUGUUGGUUCUCGGUGUUCAUAUUCGGCCAGUUCCAAAAGAUGGCCCAACCUUUCCAUAUCAAAAGCCUAGAAUCGGCCUACCCCGGUUUCCAUAGGCCUAUCUAUUCUUCAAAACGUUUCCGGGGAUGAAUAUCCACCGCGCUUUUAAAUUCCGGCCUGACGGGAUGUCCGU
Molecule: messenger RNA, 1229 nt
Organism: Aspergillus wentii DTO 134E9
Lineage: Eukaryota; Fungi; Ascomycota; Eurotiomycetes; Eurotiales; Aspergillaceae
Exons: 3
Coding region: 202-816 (204 amino acids)
Source: RefSeq, a predicted model, not a curated record